AAACUGUUUUUGUUCUCUGUACCCCAUAAUGCAUGGAUAAAAAGCAAAGACUGAUGUCAAAGAGCACGAGCAGGAGGUCGUGGGGUGUGUGACAGCUGGGCGGAGAGACUGAAACUCCGGAGGCAGCACGCGCGCUGGGGGGGCAGAUGUGCGGCUGAAUCGGCGCUCGGUGCUGCUUUUGUAACCGAGGGGAGAGAGUCCGAGAGGAGGGGGGAGUUCUAAAGGGAGUCCGAGCCGCCGGUUCCGUUGCAGCGCGAGAAAUUUUAGGGGAAGGAUGCAGCGGAACCGGAGAAUUCCUCUGAUGCACGCGCGCUGCUUCCUCUUGUGUGUGAUGAGCGCGUGCUGGACGGCGCUGGAGGUGCGGGGGUCCCAACCGGAGAUCCCCUUAUCAGUGGUGAAACUCUGGGCUUCAGCAUUUGGUGGUGAAAUAAAAUCAAUAGCUUCAAAAUACUCAGGAUCUCAGCUCUUACAGAAGAAAUACAAGGAAUAUGAGAAGUCGGUGCGAAUAGAGGAGAUCGACGGCGCAAAAUUGGUGAAGAAUGUGGCGCAGAAUAUGGAGGAAAUAUUCCGGAAAAAAGCGGAGGCCACACGAGUAAGUAACUUAAGUGGAAAAUAUAUGUAUUCGUUUUGCAAAUUUUUUUCCCAACAGUAUGAGUAUUUCAACGCAGUGCUUAUAAAUGAGGUGGAUGAAGACGGGGACAGUGUGGAGCUGGGAGGAGAGUUUCUCCUGGAACCCAACGAUCAUUUUAAUAACCUAUCCGUCAACCUCAGCCUCAGCGUGGUGCAGGUGCCAACCAACAUGUACAAUAAAGAUCCUGACAUAGUUAAUGGAGUCUAUUGGUCGGAAGCCUUGAACAAAGUUUUCGUGGAUAACUUCAAAAGGGACCCGACUCUUAUUUGGCAGUACUUUGGAAGCGCUAAAGGUUUUUUCCGACAAUACCCAGGUGUGAAAUGGCAUCCUGAUGAACAUGGUGUAAUUGCUUUUGACUGCAGGAACAGAAAAUGGUAUGUACAGGCGGCCACUUCUCCUAAAGAUGUUGUGAUUCUGGUGGAUGUCAGUGGCAGUAUGAAGGGUUUAAGACUGACUAUAGCCAGACAGACGGUCGCUUCAAUUCUGGACACACUUGGGGAUGAUGACUUCUUCAACAUUAUUGCAUACAACCAAGAGAUCCAUUAUGUGGAGCCCUGUCUAAACGGCACUCUCGUUCAAGCUGACAGUACUAAUAAGGAUCAUUUUAAAGAGCAUCUGGACAAGUUAUUCGCCAAAGGAAUCGGGCUCCUGGGCAAUGCACUGACUGAGGCUUUCACUAUCUUAAAUGAGAUUAAUCAGACUGGCCGUGGAAGUUCAUGUAGUCAGGCGAUCAUGCUGAUAACAGAUGGAGCCACUGAAAUGUACGAUGAUGUUUUUGCCAAAUAUAACUGGCCUGAGCGCAAGGUUCGUAUAUUCCCCUAUCUGAUUGGCCGGGAAUCUGCGUUCGCUGAUAACCUAAAAUGGAUGGCGUGUGCCAAUAAAGGUUAUUUUAGUCAGAUCUCCACGCUGGCUGACGUUCAGGAGAACGUGAUGCGGUAUUUGCACGUGAUGAGCAGACCUAAAGUUAUCGACCAUGAACAUGACACAGUGUGGACUGAAGCCUAUGUGGACAGCGCACUCGCACAGGCGCACAAGCUUGGAGAGAAUAAAGGUCCGAACCCGAUGACCACAGUGGCCAUGCCUGUGUUUAGCACUAAGAAUGAAACGAAAAACCAAGGCAUCCUGCUAGGAGUCGUAGGCACUGACAUCCCUAUUCAAGAGUUAAUGAAAACCAUCCCAAAACACAAGCUUGGAAUACAUGGAUAUGCGUUUGCCAUUACCAAUAACGGAUAUAUCCUGACGCAUCCCGACCUGAGGCCCAUGUACCAGGAGGGCCAGAAGAGGAAGAAACCCAGUUACAGCAGCGUGGACCUGUCCGAGGUGGAAUGGGAGGACACAGAGGAUGUUUUGCGCACAGCGAUGGUGAACAGACGAACUGGCACUUUCUCCAUGGAAGUAAAGAGAACAGUGGACAAAGGGAAACGUGUCUUGACGAUGCACAAUGAUUAUUACUUUACUGAUAUUAAAGGAACUCCAUUUAGUGUAGGUGUGGCGCUCUCUCGAGGACAUGGGAAAUACUUCUUCAAGGGAAAUGUUUCACUAGAAGCCGUUAUAUGUGGUAUGGGGAUGACAUACUGUAACACAGAUGAGCACCAUGAUCAUCGUCACCUGACUCAAGUUCAGGCCAUCAGACUCUACAUGACCAGCCGUAAACCACAUCUCAAAUGUGACAGAGAGCUAAUUCAGCAGGUUUUGUUUGACGCUGUAGUAACGGCUCCCUUAGAAGCAUAUUGGACUGGACUGGCCCUCAAUAAGUCUGAGAACCUGAUAAAGCUUUCUGAGAUCGCUUUUCAGUUUUAUCGUCCUGUUGUCAAUAAAAGGCCUCUGAGUGUAAAUGAUGAUUGAUGAAGUUAAACAUCCUCCGUGGUUGCAUGUGUUUGUAGAGAUUUUCUCACUGCGGAAGACAAGGAGGGCGUCUUUAAUGCAGAUCACUUUCCUCUGUGGUAUAAAAGAGCUGCGGAGCAGGUGGCCGGUACCUUUGUGUACUCCAUUUUGUUCAGGUUGAUGGGGGGUGAAAAUAAAAGUGUUGUUUUGGCGAGCACUGCUAUCCAACUACUCGAUGACAGGAAGUCUCCAAUAGUGGCAGCUGUGGGAAUUCAAAUGAAGCUGGAAUUCUUUCAGAGAAAAUUUUGGACGGCCAGUCGGCAGUGCAAUGCUCUGGAUGGGAAAUGUACCAUCAGCUGUGAUAAUGAGGACAUUAAAUGUUAUCUCAUAGACAACAAUGGCUUCAUCUUGGUCUCUGAAGACACUUCACAGACGAACCUCUUCUUUGGAGAAGUGGAGGGAGCCGUCAUGAACAAACUGCUUCUGAUGGGCUCAUUUAAAAAGAUUAAUUUGUAUGACUAUCAGGCUCUCUGUAAAGAGUUCGCAGGUAGCAGUGACAGCGCACGCACUCUGCUGGAUCCCUUCACCACUGUCAAAUGGCUCUUGACAGAACUUGUCAUAUUUCUGCUGGAGUUUAACCUGUACAGCUGGUGGAACUGUGACUCGACAGUCAGAGCCCAGAGAGCUCAGAGGACAAUGAUGGUGCCGUGUGACACUGAAUACCCAGCUUUCGUCUCUGAGCGCACCAUCAAAGAGACCACAGGAAACACUGACUGUGGUGGCUGUAUACGGACCUUUGUAAUUCAGCAGAUUCCCAGCAGUAACCUGUUCAUGGUGGUUGUUGAGAAUAAAUGUGACUGUAGCUCCGCCCUUCCGGUUACCAUGGAGCCCAUUGAGAUUAUUUAUAAUGAGUCUCUGAAGUGCGACAGACUGAAGUUUCAAAAGGAUCGCAGACGGCCACAGUCCUGUCAUCCAUUUCAUCCAGAGGAGAACGCUAUGGAAUGCGGCUCAGCAAAUGCUUUGAGUUUUUCACUGGUGGGCAUUUUAUUCUCAGUGUUGUCGUUUGUGAUCAGCAGGUGACCUCUGACCCCUGCCUUGACCCAUUAGGCUUAAUAUACACUUGAAUCAGAGAGCCUUGCUUCUGCCAAACAUGAGUUCACAGAGACAAAAUCAUCUUUGUGAUGUCUGGAUUACUGAAGAUAGAUGAUAUUUAUUACAAAGACUGUGUUAGAAUGUUCUAAGUGUUUUCUUCAUACAUGUGGACCAGUGAACAAGCCUGGAUAUCAGUGGCCGCCACGAGCGUCACAGCUAAACGCAGUCCAUGUAGCUGUUCUUCAAGGUGCAUACUUUAAUCUUAAUCUGUACUGUGUGAAGCGCAGAUAAAUACUGAGCAGAAAUGUCUUUUAUUUCUUUAUUAUUUGCCUGCCUUUCAGAUUUAUUCUGUGUUUAGUUUGGAGUCUUUAGAUGCAUGACGUGACAAAAUAGGAAUAUUUCACAGAGCUGUUUGUAAGAGUAGCAUACAUUGUCAUCAAAAGAUGAGAUGUAGAAUCUUCACAAACUUUAUAAGUUUUGCCUGCUUAAAAAGUACUUGGAAAAUAACUUUUAAUUGCCUAAUCCCUUUACAUCAAAGGAAAGCCAUGUUAUGUAAAUAAAAACAUAUUUUCCAUCA
Cyprinus carpio (common carp) is the source of this 4124-nucleotide messenger RNA. It is a transcript of the gene cacna2d3, whose product is annotated as calcium channel, voltage dependent, alpha2/delta subunit 3. Gene Ontology annotation, cellular component: voltage-gated calcium channel complex. The record is from RefSeq and is a predicted model, not a curated record. The transcript has 37 exons. NCBI's taxonomy places the organism in Eukaryota, Metazoa, Chordata, Actinopteri, Cypriniformes, Cyprinidae. Gene Ontology annotation, molecular function: voltage-gated calcium channel activity.